CACACGUAGCUUGUUGGGUUGGAGAACUCGCGACGAUGGCGACGACGACUCGCUGCUGGAAAGGGACGCAGUGAAGCUUGGCCUCGGCUCGGAUAUGACUAAUGUUUAUUUGGGCGAUGUUUAUUUGCUGCUUAAUAAUUGCACAGGCUUCGGAUGAACCUCUGGCUCCUGAGUUAUCGUCACUUCCUUCACUGAUUUCCAUGUCUUACUCGUGAGAGUUUACAAACAGGAUUAUCAGGACUGCUCUUCGUUACUGAUUGUCUGCGACCGGUCCAAGGCGGAGCCCCUUGUUUGGUGACCCACACUCCUUCACAGGGGCCAUGGAGGAGGAGGGGCAGCAGGGCGUGGAGAGUAUCCAGGCCAAUCAGAACUUCCCCAAGAAGUCCCCGGUCCUGGAGGAGGAAAACAUGCAGGUGCCCUUUCCUGAGCUGCACGGGGAGUUCACAGAGUAUGUGGGGAGAGCAGAGGACGCCAUCAUCGCCACGUCCAACUACCGUCUGCACAUCAAGUUCAAAGAGUCCGUUGUCAAUGGUUGUUGUUGUGAGGUGUCAGUUCCUCUUCAGCUCAUUGAAUGUGCGGAGUGUCGCGACAUGUUCCAGCUGCAUGUCACCUGUAAGGACUGCAAAGUCAUCAGGUGUCAGUUCUCCACCUUUGAGCAGUGUCAGGAGUGGCUGAAACGCCUGAAUUCAGUAGUGCGCCCCCCGACUCGUCUGGAGGACCUCUUCUCCUUUGCGUUCCACGCCUGGUGCAUGAAUGUAUACGCCGGGGAGAAGGAACAGCACGGCGAGCUGUGCAGACCAGGGGAACACGUGACCUCCUGGUUCAAGAACGAGGUGGAGAGGAUGGGCUUUGACACUCAAAACGCCUGGAGGAUAUCUGACAUCAACAGCAAGUUCAGGCUGUGCCCCAGCUAUCCUCAGCAGCUCCUGGUGCCCGCCUGGAUCACUGACAAGGAGCUGGAAAAUGUGGCUGCCUUCCGCUCCUGGAAGAGGUUUCCUGCUGUGGUUUACAGGCACCAGACAACCGGGGCCGUGAUCGCCCGCUGCGGUCAGCCUGAGGUCAGCUGGUGGGGCUGGAGGAACGCUGACGACGAGCACCUGGUGCAGUCCAUCGCCAAGGCCUGCGCGGUCGACGGCAGCUCGCGCAAGCACCUGUCCAACGGCGGCGGGUACACUAACGGCUCUGACCUGUCUGACACAGACUUUGAAUCCUCCAUGACCAACAGCUCAGAGGUGGAGACGUUGGCCAUCCAGCCCCAUAAGUUACUGAUCCUGGAUGCCCGGUCCUACGCUGCGGCUGUGGCUAACCGAGCCAAGGGGGGAGGCUGUGAAUGCCCAGAAUAUUAUCCUAACUGUGAGGUGGUGUUUAUGGGCAUGGCCAACAUCCACUCCAUUCGCAAGAGUUUCCAAUCUCUGCGGUUCCUCUGUACUCAGAUGCCUGACCCAGCUAACUGGCUCUCUGCGCUGGAGAGCACCAAGUGGCUGCAGCAUCUCUCCCUGCUGUUAAAGGCAGCGCUGCUGGUGGUCAAUGCUGUGGACAGAGACCACAGGCCGGUCCUGGUGCACUGCUCUGACGGCUGGGACCGGACUCCUCAGAUCGUGGCUUUAUCGAAGCUGCUGCUGGACCCUUACUACCGCACUAUUGAGGGCUUCCAAGUUUUGGUGGAGACCGAGUGGCUGGACUUUGGCCACAAGUUUGCAGAUCGAUGCGGUCAUGGAGAGAACUCUGAGGACCUGAACGAGCGCUGUCCUGUCUUCCUUCAGUGGCUGGACUGUGUUCACCAGCUGCAGAGACAGUUCCCAUGCUCCUUUGAGUUUAAUGAGGCCUUCCUGGUGAAACUCGUUCAGCACACCUACUCCUGUCUAUUCGGCACCUUCCUGUGUAACAGCGGCAAGGAGAGGGAGGACCGGCACGUUCAGGAGAGGACCUGCUCUGUGUGGUCGCUGCUAAGACCGGCCAACCGCACCCUGAAGAACAUGCUGUACUCCUCACACUCCGAGAUUGUUCUGCACCCCGUGUGUCACGUUCGCAACCUGAUGCUGUGGACUGCAGUCUACCUGCCCAGCUCCUCUCCCACCACCCCCUCAGAUGACUCCUGUGCCCCCUACCCUGUGCCUGGUUGCAACCCGGAGGACACGCCCCUGGCCAGGCGUACAAAGACACGCUCCUUUGACAACUUGCCAAGUGCAUGUGAGCUGGGAAAUUCUCUGGCUCCUAACCGGCGCUCCAGUGACCCGAGCCUCAACGAGAAAUGGCAGGACCACCGCCGCUCUCUGGAGCUCAACAUGGCAGUGGGGCCUGAGGGAGGGGGGAACCAGGAUCAGGAGGUGCGACCCAACGGAGUGGGGCCUUACCUCGAGGGAGGGGACUCGGAGCUGGACGACAGCCCUCAGCCCAGAGUCACACAUGCUGAGCUGGGACAGGGAGCCUCCGGCAGCCCGGCAGAAACAGUAGAGGAAGCAGAGGAGGCGGAGCUCUCUGUGGCUGUGGGUGUGGCCGAGGGCCAGAUGGAGAACAUCCUGCAGGAAGCCACUAAGGAGGAGGCAUUGGCAGAAGUUCAGACAGAGGAAAGUACUGUUGUCCCGUAUGUCAUUAACACUGUUGACACAGAGGUGGGGAGAGAAGCACAAGCUGAGGAAGAUGACCUAUGUGCUAAGGUGAAGGGCACUCACAUCCAGACAGAAACAUUUGCAAAUGGUAACCAUCGAGAGAAUGAGGUAACGGAGGCCGAGGAGGGUGUAUCUCUCCCUCUUCCUGCACAGGAAUCAGAGGAAUUGGAAGAACAAGCAGCUGAGGUCCCUCAGACAGCAGAUGAUCUAGUGAAGCAGGAUGUAGAGAACUCCUCUGCACAAGAGGAGCUUCCACAUGUGGAGCCCUGCUCAGGUGAACCAAAUCAGCCGGUGGCCCAGAGAACUUUAACUAAUGGCUAUGUGGACAGCUCACCUGAAGAGCGAGAUGUGGAUGAGGAGCCCUGCCCUCACUCUGAAUCUGAUAGUGGAGGUGACUUGGAGCAGGUGGAUCAGGUGGAUAAGAGGGCAUCCCUGAUGGAAAGCUCCACAGAGACUUUAACUGAAGAGGCCUGCACCAGGUUGGAGCUGCCCGCACAUCUGCCUGUUUGCCCGAGUCGGCAGCCCUGCAGUGAAGGCAGGAGCCAUCCUCCCUGCUCCAGGAAAGAAAAAGGACUUGAGCCAGGUGAGCAUGGCUUUUUCAGAACUUUAAACGGGGGCAGCAAGCGUCCGUCUGUUAGUGCCUUUCAGUCCGUCGGCGGUGACCCCGUCAUCAGGGAUGGGCUUUGCAACGGCGACAACUCAGAGGGGGAACCCUGCGGAGGACCUCACUUGGCCAAAGGAAACGGGGAGAAGGCCCCACUGAGUCGACAGGUUUCUUUGGCGAGCUGCAACUCCCUGAUCCUCCAUCCACGGGGCAGCUGCUCCCAGCACCGCUGGUGCCAUGCCCUGCUGGGUCGGGCUGCAAUCAGCCCCGAGCAGCCGUCCCGCAGCCAUCUGGACGACGACGGGCUAACACUGCACACAGACGCCAUCCAGCAGAGACUGAGGCAGAUCGAGGCGGGGCACCAGAUGGAGGUGGAGACUCUAAAGAAACAGGUGCAGGAGCUGUGGAGCCGCCUGGAGAACCAGCAGCACUGUGGCUCCCACCGGGUCAACGGAGACAUGGGAGAUGAAAUGACCUCAAUGACAGACUCCGAGUACAACCUGGACCCCAACUGUUUGUCACGCUGUAGCACAGAGUUCUUCUCUGAAGCCAGCUGGGAGCAGGUGGACAAGCAGGACACUGAGGUUUGCUGCUCAGAUCAAAGCUGUGAACUGAGACCGGGCUGUGCUUUCCAGGUGACUCGUUGGUACCCAGACCAUUUGGCAGCCCAGUGUUACGGCUGUGAGAGCAGGUUCUGGCUCGCCGCGAGGAAGCAUCACUGCAGUGGCAGGGAGCCAGUCCAGGAGGUUUGGAACUGUGGUAACGUGUUCUGUGCCAGCUGCUGUGACCAGAAGAUCCCUGUGCCAAGCCAGCAGCUGUUUGAGCCCACCCGCGUCUGUAAGACCUGCUACGGGAGCCUUCAGCUGGGCCCGGCUCCCCUGGACCUGGAGCUGGAGAAACCCAUCGCAGCCAGCUCCAAUUGAGUUUCAGAGGACUAGGGGAAAAGGAGAGCAAACUGAACCACCAGCUGCUGACACACGGGGGCGCACUGUUGGAAAAAAGAGCACAGGAUCUCCACAGAAUGUCCCAUGAACUUAAUGUGUGUGUGUGUUCUGCAGAUGUGGAAUUUAAUGUGUAUAUACAGAAAGAUGGCGUGGAGGAAAUAGCUUAAUGGUGUGACGGCGUGAUGGAGAGAGCACCCUGAAUGAGGCGGUGUGUGUGUAGGGGUGGUGUGUGUGUGAGAUUGUGUGGCAUUGACAGGUCUGCACUCAAAGACUGGAGGAGUGAGAAUGGACAUCCUGGUGCCUGUAGGACCAGGCGGGUGGAGAAGGUGGUGUCACUGUGUUGCUCAAGUCUCUCGGAGGGCGUCGGUACAUUUGGCUCAUCCACACUUCUCUUCAGACUUCUUUAUCUUCAUCUUCCUGCUUGGACUCCUUCUUUUCUGCAGAGGAUUACGCUGAGAAACGACUUGGAAUCAUCUGAUACUCCCUGACAGAUACCUGGACAGCUGCUGCCUGUGUUGUUGUUCAGGGGGCGGUCCUAAGGGUCAGUUCCCCCCCCCCCCCCCACACUCAA
This is a messenger RNA of Labrus mixtus (cuckoo wrasse), 4728 nucleotides long. It is a transcript of the gene mtmr3, whose product is annotated as myotubularin related protein 3. Gene Ontology annotation, molecular function: phosphatidylinositol-3,5-bisphosphate 3-phosphatase activity; metal ion binding; protein phosphatase binding. Gene Ontology annotation, biological process: dephosphorylation; regulation of autophagy. The record is from RefSeq and is a predicted model, not a curated record. The coding region runs from base 321 to 4136 and encodes 1271 amino acids. The transcript has 22 exons. NCBI's taxonomy places the organism in Eukaryota, Metazoa, Chordata, Actinopteri, Labriformes, Labridae.